AGCGCACUGGGCAUGCGGGGCGGACGGGCCCAUUCCGGAGGGCGGGCAGGCCCCGCCGGAGAGCCGUAUGGAUAGAGAGCAAGAGCGCCCCGCCCCAUCCUCCCCUGCGGCUGGUAGCGCCCUGUGCGAAGGGGUAGCGGCGGAGCGGCGCGGCGGCGCUGGGCUGGCGGCUCUGCCCUGCGCCAUGAGGCACCUGCCGUACUUCUGCCGCGGGGAGGUGGUGAAGGGCUUCGGCAGAGGAUCCAAGGAGUUGGGCAUCCCCACCGCUAACUUUUCUGAGCAAGUGGUUGAAAGCUUUCCACCUGAUAUCUCUACUGGUAUAUACUAUGGAUGGGCCUGUGUUGGAAAUGGAGAUGUACAUAAAAUGGUUUUGAGCAUAGGAUGGAACCCUUUCUAUAGGAAUACUAAGAAAUCAGUGGAAACACAUAUUAUCCACACCUUCAAGGAAGACUUUUAUGGAGAAAUUCUUAGUAUAGUCAUAGUUGGAUAUAUUCGACCGGAAAAAAACUUUGAUUCCUUAGAGGCGCUCAUUUCAGCAAUUCAGGAAGACAUUGAAGAAGCAAAAAGACAACUAGAUUUAGCAGAACAUCUUAAACUCAAAGAAGAUAACUUCUUUCAUCUGCCAGAAGGAAAAUAGUAAACAACCACUGAGAAAAACAAUACAGUUUUUUAUUUGUUUGUUUGUUUGAACUUCUUUUUCUUAUUUUCUUUCCCUGUCAUGGAGCCUUUAUAUUUGCACUGCUUUCAUAGGUGCUUUUUUGUCAUAUGUCUGUUAGGUAACUGAGAUUGAAACCAAUCAUACAAGAUGAUUUCAGUUUUCUUUGGUUAAUUCAACAUUAACCCAGUCAUGCAAAAGGACUAGAAGGCUGUAAUAGGUCCUUACAGAUAAAUUCUGUAUCCUAAAGUUACCAGUUGUUCAGAAAGUGGAGUAUAUUCAGAACAUGACCAAAGUUAAUUGUAAACCUAGGGUAUGGAUAGUUCAGUUAAUGAAGAAUGUCUGUUUUUAAGAUAGAGAAUGUUAUUCCAGCUUCUUUUCUGUUUUAUGUCAUUCUUAGAUCUGGAUUUUAGCUUAGGAAAUUUUGCUGUUGAUUGAGUCAGAAAUUUCCUGUGGUUAGAUAUGAUCAGGUAACAAUAGCAAGAUUAAUUCUCUAUAGGACUUAUUUUUUAUAUACUGCUGUCAUAUUGCUUUAAUUGAAAUUAUUUAUUUUAAGUUUAUUUGAAAUGGAGGAAAUCACUGUUGCUCGUUAUGUUACUGGAAUCUGAGCUAUAAUUUUUCAUAGUUGCUUGUACAUAUGAUAGUACAUGACCUGUGUAGUUUAUUUCUGGGGGGUGUUUCACUUAAUUUCAGGAAAUGAAUGUGAAAGUCGAUAAACUGUAAAAGUUCAGGGGCAAAAGAUGCAGGAACAAUAUAACAAGAUUUCUGCUCAUUGGGCCUUAAGGGAAAAUAGGUAGUGAGAGGCAAAUCUGCAUUUUAUAUGCUGCUGGUAUUUGUUAUGAGAAAAUGGGGAAAAUCUUGAGGUCUUUCUCUGCACUGUCAAUAAAAUGUCUGACUUCAAGGCUGGCACUAUUGUAAGGCACAGAAAAAUCUCACAAAUGCUCUGCACUAAGUGCAGGUAAGAGCCAAAGUUUUGGCUGACCAAGUAGACAAGUACACAAAUGAAAGCCGUUAGGGAUUCAUUGCAUAAUAUGUCAACACUGUAGUGGAUAUUCGUUAUUUAUUACAAGUAGUUGCAGACAGUGCUACUCUGAAAUGCAGGAAUACAAAUGGGGAUUUGACUAGAUCUCGGAAGCUCCCUUCCAACACUGACUAUUCUGUGAUAGGUAAAUGGAGGGAGUACUAUCAGAAUUGAUAGUAAUUUGGAAAAUAUUUCUCCAAGUAUGUAAUGUGUGAUGCCAAAUCUACUCUUGUUUUUCUCUGAUAAAUGGAAUGGAAGCGAGUAAGCUGCAGGGACUUUGUCAUGACCAUAGUCUUUUGACAUCUGCCUGUGAUGUGUCUGAAACAUAUUCUGAAAUUUUAAAUGAUUCUGUGAAUGUGUCUUGGCUGUGCUUUUUGAACUACCAUGUACAGUAUGGAAUGCACAAUUUCUGUAGUGAAAUUUAAUGAAUUUAUUCCUUGUCCUAUCCUAUUCUAUCCUAUGACGGUCCUAUCCUAGUAUGGUCUUAAGCUCUGCCAGGGAAAAUUUAAGUUCGAUAUUAGGAAGAAAUUUUUUACAGAGAGGGUAAUCAGGCAUUGGAAUGGGCUGCCCAGGGAGGUGGUGGAUUCACUGUCCCUGGAGAUUUUUAAGAUGAAACUGGAUGUGGCACUUAGUGCCAUGGUCUAGUAACCACAGUGGUGUUGGAUCAAGGGUUGGACUUGAUAUCACGGAGGUCUUUUCCAACCCAGUUGAUUCUAUGAUUCUGUUUGAAUCCUACUUGAGGUUUAAGAGAGUUUUUACAAGGUAGCUGUUUGGGUCUUUGUGGUCUUUGGGUCUUUGUGGCAGGUGCUGUCAGGAUGAUAGUUUCACUUCAUAUUGUUUUAAAUUUUAGCCAGUGUCAUGGGCUAUUGCUAGGGAAGAGGUCAAGAGGUCUUAGGGAAGUCAAGGACUUGUGUUUGUUCUUUAGGACUCCAGGAUUUCAUUUAAAUAAAUUGUCCACCAGUGCUGGUGAUUGCAGAGUUGAUAGAUUCAGUACAGAAUUGGGGGAGAGGGACAUGGGACAACAGUUAUCAGCAGUUAGAUAUACUUUCUUUUAAAGGGUAAUGGAGAUGAUUUAGUGGACUUCUACUAUAUAAUGUGUUGGAAACUGUAUUUCCAAAAAGUCUGUAAAAGAAUUGUCUUACAAGGGGGAUGGUUGGAAUUUUUUACAUUUUAAAAUGGAGGGAUGAAGGGAGAAUUAUUUUUUUUGUGCAAAGAGUUUAUGCAUUCUUCAGAUUGUAUUAAUGUUAAAGUCAUAUAUUUUACUACUCUUUUUAGAGAACAAAAGCCACACUAGUCAACCAAGUGUGUUGUCAAGAAUAGAUUGUUGUUCAUUGUAGUACUAUAGUUAAACACUCAUAGCUGCCUUUAAAAUUCUUUUUUCCAGUAAUGUCAUGUGUCAGUUGUGGAAACCAUGGUGCCUUAAGAUGGUUGUCUGAAUAAUACUCUUCUGUAUCUGCUAAUAAAUGCUACUAUCAAAAAUUGAAUUCACCAUUUGGUUAUAGAACUACUGUGCUAUGGAUAGAGAACAGUGGCAAGGGGAAAACUUGAAAGACUUGGGUUGCUCUCAAAUCCUAGCUAAGAUGUCAUAUAUGGAUACACUGAACUAAUAAACUGCUCUUUAUGUGUUUGUCUUCAAAUUUGAGAAAAUGUUAUUACAUUCAUUUGGCUAAGUAUACCUGUCCAUAUUAUUUAAGAGAAAAUGUUAUAUAUCAUUGGUUAAGCUCAAUGCGUAAUUCCUAGCACAAUAUAAAAUUUAUGAAGGGUUAUAUUUUUGUAUUAUGUACGAAUAAUUGUAUUUAUUUUGGUUGAUGUUACUACACUGUACCAAUUACUAAAGGAACUGUAAUUGACAAAAUUA
Messenger RNA from Pseudopipra pipra, 3534 nucleotides. RefSeq names its product riboflavin kinase (gene RFK). Lineage: Eukaryota; Metazoa; Chordata; Aves; Passeriformes; Pipridae. Gene Ontology annotation, cellular component: mitochondrion. Gene Ontology annotation, molecular function: riboflavin kinase activity. The transcript is spliced from 4 exons. Gene Ontology annotation, biological process: riboflavin biosynthetic process; FMN biosynthetic process. The record is from RefSeq and is a predicted model, not a curated record. The coding region runs from base 68 to 637 and encodes 189 amino acids.